GAAAUAUGUACACAGUAAACCUUUUGUUGAACUAAUAUAUCGAGAAUAUACAUAUAUUUUAAAGUUUUGCGAUGGAGCCAGCUAAAGUAAUUGGAAAACUGAAGGAGCAAGUGCACAUGGAACACAACUCGCGCCGGAGUUUUCCAAAAGUCUGGGCCCAAAUAGCAGACAAGCAAACUAACAAAUUCUACCACCAAAAUGAGAUUGAUUCUCAAUUAAGUGAACAGCUUAAACUUAAAGACUUGUGCUCCUACCUACACAACAACCAGGGCGAAUGCAGAUUCGUAUCUCCAGAGAUGUACAAAAACUUAUUGGCUGUAUGUCGUUGCGGUCGAGCUCGGCAAGGCCAUCAUGUCGGCAAAUGCCUACAGAGAGCGUUAAGUCCAGAUUACGACCGAUCCAAGAUACAAUCGAAUCAACCGUUGAGAGUGCCUUGCACUUCAAACUCUAGCAUUGGUUUUGUUGGAAUCUCGAAAAGCUACCAAAAGCUCGAGCGUUCUAUGCAGUAUGUUUCUCCUGCCUACUCAAUGGGGGGACCUCGGGUAACAGCAGUCCCAUACCACAAUAUUAUUAUUGGCUAAGAUAUGCAUGUACUACACAAUUGCUUGUAGGGAAUUACCAAACCAGAUUUUCGAUGACUUAAAAGGGGAUUUCCGAUGGUUCCACUGCCACCCUAGCAGACUCAACCAGUACAAAAGUAAACAUAUAAAAUGUAUAGCGGAAAUCUUAUAGAACUGGAAUUUCCAGAAACCUGUAUUCAGAGGCGUUACCAUUUUAUUCGCAUAUAGUAAAUAUUAUAUGUACGUGUAUUGAAAUGUAAUAACAUUAGUAAAUAAUAUUUUAAAUAAAUUUUGCGCACCUAAUAAAAAUGUAAUCAGACCCCCUUUAUCG
This is a messenger RNA of Drosophila subpulchrella, 891 nucleotides long. RefSeq lists its product as uncharacterized. The coding region runs from base 72 to 581 and encodes 169 amino acids. Lineage: Eukaryota; Metazoa; Arthropoda; Insecta; Diptera; Drosophilidae. The record is from RefSeq and is a predicted model, not a curated record. The transcript has 4 exons.